Messenger RNA from Cladocopium goreaui, 2004 nucleotides. NCBI's taxonomy places the organism in Eukaryota, Dinophyceae, Suessiales, Symbiodiniaceae. The record is from the annotation of a GenBank genome assembly.
AUGGCAAUAACGGACGAUGACCGCAGAGAAUAUCUGCGAAAUAACGUCACCUCAGACCUUCAGUAUGUGUGGGAUGAUGCCGAGAUCCCACUAACGUUGCAAUAUGAUAUGGCCCAGCACUACAAGUCGCUCAGGGUCUUCACAGCUUUGGGGGAAAACUCUGCAGAUGUGCGGACGGCAGUCCAAGCAGACUUCAACUUGGACCCAGCCAGAGACCCAGCCGUGCGGGCACAGGUCGCACAAGUGGUCGCAGCUUGGAACGCAGGAAAAGAGCUCUACACAAAGGAGAAAGAGAUCCAAGCCGAGAGCAAAGUUCUUGGCGUACCCCGUCACCUCCAACACAGCGAGAGGUUGGCAAUGCUCAAAGCAGUCGAAAAGGUUUUAGGCCAUCUCACCGACCACGAGACGCCCAGUGCGGAGUACCUUGCCUUGAAGGUUGAAGAGUGCGAGAACGGAGAGUGUACGGCAGCAAGCUUGGAUGAAGUGUCGUCGAAGGCCGACCGCAACACAUCAGCGCUGCAGACUUCGCUGGAUAGCACGGGCCAUGUUCGGAUUACCAAGACAAAAUCCAAAGGCCGGCUUCCAGAGACUACAGAAGAGUACCGGAAGUUGAUGAAGCUGGAGGCCACUACUUGGCUUUGUAUGUCAUCCAAAUUCAAAUCGAAACACUUCUUGGCAGGUUUGAAGAUGGAGGACUUCAAUCGCUUUGUGGAGUUCGUACUUGGAGAAAAGGUACAUGGUAUCAAAGUGCCUGUCGAUGGACAGCAGCAGCCGUUGCGUCCACCCUUUGCUCUGGUGCUGCAAUUUGAGCACCGCCUGCGACGAGAAGCAUUCAAGCUGGUCAACAAAGGGGAGAAGACACUGGCAGAGGCCUUGGAGGCCGUAACAAAGGAUGCUGAACUCAAGGAGUCAUACUUUACCACCCCUUUGGCUCUGACCAACCACGACCCAGCUCGGCAUGGCGGUCAACGCUCCUACAACAACCCCUACGACAACAAGAAGGGCAAGUCAAAGGGGUUUGGCAAAGCUGUCCAGGGCGGUGCGGCAGACUACACAUCUGUCGUAUCAAAGGCUGUUAUGGUGAACACGCCGCCCGGGAACACGAUCGUUGCAAAGAUCUUCCAAAGGGCAGCAGCAAAGCAGAGUGCAGACGUCAAGCACUACCUCCAGGAGUUUGGCUUGGAGCACGGAUUUUCUUUGCAUGUGACUGAGGUCGAUGUGGAACGUUCAAAUUUGCAGCUGGCACAAGAUCACAACUAUUUGGUGGACCAGACCAUCGCCACGGCACACAAGUGUUUCCAAUGCAAUGCAGACUUUCUGAUCGAGCAUCCCGAAGAUUUAGGGGCAUGCCAUGGUGAAUGGCCCGCUAGUAUUUGGCAGUGGGAAACUAUGCAACAGCUGCAGCAAGCCACGAAAGCCACGACUUGGGCAGUUUUCCAGUGCCAUUUUGACGCGCCAUCGCCCAAACCAACCAGGUUUCUUUCUACACUCAAACCUUGCCAGCAGCUUCCACAUGCCACCUGGCCAGUUUUCGACGAGGGCCGACAGUACUUGGGCCCCCUGCCUACGUCUUGUGGACACUCCACGCAUGCCAAGCGCCUUUUGGGCCAACUGCCAAGUGGGAAAUGGGCCACCGAGGGUUCUGCAGCUUACCCCCCGGCGCUUUGCAAGUACCUGGCCGAGCUCAUCGCCAGCCGGGUGGGGAGCACACAGGCCUCUUCACUCGGCUCUGACGCUGGGACGAAGCCUACAACCACUAUAGCUGCAGAUAGCUCUCCUACUAGGGCUCCUGCAGAGACUGGACAAACACCUGCAACCACUACAGCGGCAGACAGUCCAGACCUUGGGACGGUCGAUUCAGACACAAAUGAGCUACCAACUCAAGGCGGGCCGGAAGAGGCUCGUAACAGGGGAAAGCCGUUGGUGGUUGAAUGGGGUGGACGGGCCAAGCCUUUUGUUGACGGGUUUGGUCUUUGCUCAGCAAACCGUUGGCGCCCAGAAUAG